Messenger RNA from Salvelinus namaycush (lake trout), 2112 nucleotides. Its product is annotated as uridine-cytidine kinase-like 1. Gene Ontology annotation, cellular component: cytoplasm. Lineage: Eukaryota; Metazoa; Chordata; Actinopteri; Salmoniformes; Salmonidae. The coding region runs from base 57 to 1706 and encodes 549 amino acids. The transcript has 16 exons. Gene Ontology annotation, molecular function: ATP binding; kinase activity. The record is from RefSeq and is a predicted model, not a curated record.
GACGCUUCAUCCGGUGUUUGUUUACGCGCGGUCUCCGGUGUGUACGAGAUGGAAACAUGGCAAUGAAAAUGAACCCAAACGAUGUCCAGAUGCCACAAAAAGAAGAGGGGGAGAAAGAAGAAGACCGGUCGAUGUCUAGAUCUGACAGAUCAGUGCAGGUGAAGAGGAAAAGUAGUGGCAGUGGAGAUGAUUCUCUGGGCAGUCUUCCGAAACACCCCCGCUGCCCUCUGACCCCCUCACUGUCUCCACGGAAACGGACCACCAGCCAGAGCAAGACUGAGCCACCUCUCUUGAGGACCAACAAGAGGACAAUCUACACUGCAGGAAGGCCCCCCUGGUACAAUGUCACUGGGACCACCUUCAAAGAGGCUUUCGUUAUUGGCCUCUGUGGAGGAAGUGCUUCUGGGAAAACCACGGUGGCCAAUAAGAUCAUCGAGGCUCUAGAUGUUCCCUGGGUGGUCCUCCUCUCCAUGGACUCUUUCUAUAAGGUUUUGACCAAAGAUGAGCAGGAGCUGGCAGCUAAGAAUGAGUAUAACUUUGAUCACCCAGAGGCCUUUGACUUUGAGUUGCUGGUGACUGUUCUGAGGAAGCUGAAGAAGGGCAAGAGCAUCAAAGUACCCGUCUACGACUUCACUUCUCACUGCCGCCGCAAGGAGUGGAAAACUGUCUACGGUGCCAAUGUUGUCAUAUUUGAGGGGAUUCUGGCGUUUGCCAACAAGGAGCUUUUGAAGCUGCUGGACAUGAAGGUGUUUGUGGACACCGACUCAGACAUCCGUCUGGUCAGGCGUCUGAAGAGGGACAUAUCGGACCGCGGCCGGGACAUCAACGGGGUCAUCAAGCAGUACAACAAGUUCGUCAAGCCGUCCUUUGAGCAGUACAUCGAACCCACUGUGCAGGUGGCGGAUAUUGUGGUCCCCAGGGGGGGCGAGAACUUUGUUGCCUUGGAUCUGAUUGUGCAGCAUGUUCACAGUCAGCUUGAAAAGCGUGAAAUCACAGUGAGGUCUGCUCUGGCCUCGGCCCACCAGGGACAGCCCCUACCCAAGACCCUCAGCGUCUUGGAGAGCACCCCACAGGUCCGCGGCAUGCACACCAUCAUCAGGAAUAAGGACACUAAUCGUGAUGAGUUUAUCUUCUACUCUAAGAGGUUAAUGAGGCUCCUGAUAGAACAUGCCCUCUCCUUCCUGCCCCUCAAGCCUGUGCAAGUGGAGACUCCCCAAGGUUCCAUCUAUGAAGGGAAGAGACUCAGUGGUAAAAGGAUCACAGGCGUGUCCAUACUGAGAGCAGGGGAGACCAUGGAGCAGGCGCUGAUGCAUGUGUGUAAAGACAUUCGGCUGGGGAAGAUCCUCAUCCAGACCAACCAUGACACUGGAGAGCCUGAGCUCCACUACCUGCGUCUGCCUAAGGACAUCAGUGAGGACUAUGUUAUCCUGAUGGACAGCACUGUGUCCACUGGGGCUGCUGCUCUCAUGGCCGUCCGAGUGCUGCUGGACCAUGAUGUCCAGGAGGAUAAAAUCUUCCUGUUGUCUCUACUGAUGGCUGAGAUGGGCGUCCACUCUGUGGCCUACGCCUUCCCUAAGGUCCGCAUUAUCACCACGGCCGUCGAUAAGAAGGUCAACAACGAGUUCCACAUCAUCCCUGGCAUUGGUAAUUUUGGGGACCGUUACUUUGGGACGGACACUCCCUCGGACUGGACCGAGAGUGAUUAACGGAUGGACUACUGAGCUGAAGUUUUGCUGAGGAGGGGGGAGGGGGGCAUCACACAAGCACUUAGCCAUGCCAGCCAACCACUGACCAGCUCCUAAGAGCUAAAGAUUCCCCCUCAGUCAGCGCCCCUCUGCUGCUUAUCAUCAUUACAUGAUGUCCUGGGCACUGCCCCUGUGCCAACUCUACCCUCUCUGAUCAGGGUGAAAGGUCAUAAGGCUACCUAAUCUCCUGAGGGGGAAACGUGAUAUUAGCCUAGCUUUGCUAGCGAUGCCCAUUAGCCCAUACAUAUCUAUCUAUCCACUGAUAAAAAUACUUGAUUUGAGGUUUUGCUUGUUUGAUUUUUGUUGACGCAGCAGGUUGGAGAAAGAAUCAAGAGAAAUAAAAAGCCUCUGUUGGGUUGAAGGAUGA